This is a messenger RNA of Neltuma alba, 3672 nucleotides long. RefSeq names its product L-type lectin-domain containing receptor kinase IX.2-like. The coding region runs from base 1 to 3672 and encodes 1223 amino acids. Gene Ontology annotation, molecular function: ATP binding; protein kinase activity; carbohydrate binding. The transcript is spliced from 2 exons. Lineage: Eukaryota; Viridiplantae; Streptophyta; Magnoliopsida; Fabales; Fabaceae. Gene Ontology annotation, biological process: protein phosphorylation. The record is from RefSeq and is a predicted model, not a curated record.
AUGGCAGCUAGCCAAUACUGUAACAAGCCUCAUUCUCAUCAUCAUCAUCUUCUUCUUCUUCUUCCUUCUCUGCAAUUCAUUACCCCCAUAACGCUAUUAUUCUUUCUUACAUGCCCUUCUACUCUCUCUUCACUUUCCUUCAGCUACGACCAGUUCAAGCAGAAUGAUCCAACCUUAAAAUUGGAGGGAGAUGUUUACCAUGAUAAUGGAUCUCUGCAGCUCACAAGGUUUGAAAGAGACAGUCUUGGUAGAGUCAUUUACUACAAAAAUCUCCAUCUGUGGGACAAAACAACAGGAAAAGUCACAGAUUUUUCUUCCCAUUUCUCUUUCAUCAUCAAUUCACCAAACAAAACCUUCAAUCUUGGAGAUGGAAUCACCUUCUUCCUUGCAGCACCAAACUUUCCUCUUCCUGUUCCCAGAGAUGGCUCAGGGAUCGGCCUUGUGAGUCGUUAUCAGUUGAAAGAUCAAAACUAUACAGACCUGAAUCCUUUUGUGGCUGUGGAGUUUGAUACCAUGAAAAAUGAUUGGGAUCCUCCAUAUGAUCAUGUGGGGAUUGAUGUUAAGUCUAUAAGCACAGCUUAUACUACACCGUGGUUCAGUGUUAAAGAUGGAAGAAUUUAUGAUGCUGUUAUCAGUUACAAUUCAAGUUCAUUCAAUUUGACUGUGAGUUUUGAUGGUUAUCAGAAUAACAACACCAAGGUUGAACAGAGUUACAAUGGAAUUGUGAAUCUGACUGAUGUUCUUCCAGAGUGGGUUGAGUUUGGAUUCUCUUCUGCAACUGGGGAUUACUUUGAGAUCCAUACACUUUGCUCUUGGUCCUUCAAUUCAAGUUUGGACAUGCAAGAUCAGAACAAUGAGAAUAAUACUCAGAACAGUAAGAGCAAGAAGGGACUAAUAGCAGGAUUGAGCAUAGGAGGAGGUGUUUUAUUAAUCUGUGGAAUAGGGUUAACUAUUUGUCUUAUGACUUGGAAUAUCAGAAGAAGAAGGAGAAGAAGAGAAAGAAGGAGAAGCAUGGAUGGUUUUGACUUUGAGCUAAGCAUGGAGAUUGAGUUUCAGAACAGCACAGGGCCUAAGAAGUUUCCAUACAAGCAACUUGUUAAAGCAACAUACAAGUUUGCAAAAGAAAAUAAGCUUGGAGAGGGAGGAUUUGGUGGGGUAUACAAAGGGUUUGUUGAAGAAUUGAAUAGCUAUGUUGCUAUUAAGAAGAUAUCACAAGGAUCUAAACAAGGGGUUAAGGAGUAUGCAUCAGAGGUAAAGAUUAUCAGUCAAUUGAGGCAUAAGAAUCUGGUUUGGCUAAUUGGGUGGUGCCAUGAGUACAAUGAUUUAAUUCUAGUUUAUGAGUUCAUGCAAAAUGGAAGCUUAGAUUCUCAUCUCUUCAAAGGCAAAAGUCUCCUGGCAUGGGGACAAAGAUAUAACAUUGCUCAAGGUCUAGCCUCAGCAUUACUAUAUUUGCACGAAGAGUGGGAACAAUGCGUGGUUCAUAGGGAUAUAAAAGCCAGCAAUGUCAUGUUAGACUCAAACUUCAAUGCAAAGCUUGGAGAUUUCGGGUUGGCCAGACUUGUGGACCACGGAAAAGGGUCAAAAACAACCAUCCUAGCAGGAACUUUCGGAUACAUGGCUCCUGAAUAUGCUGCUAAAGGAAAGGCAAGUAGAGAGACUGAUGUUUACAGUUUUGGACUCGUGGCUUUGGAAAUAGCAUGCGGUAGAAAAUCAAUAGAACAAAAUGCCAAUGAAGAACAGAAGGAUGAUCCAACAUUAAAACUUGAAGGAGGUGUUCACUGUGAAAAUGGAUGCCUGAACCUCACUGAGUUAGAGCAAAACAGCGUUGGGAGAGUCACCUACGGCGAAAAUCUCCAUCUUUGGGAUGAGAUGACCGGAAAAGUCACAGAUUUUUCUUCCCAUUUCUCCUUCAUCAUCAAUACACAAGGCAAGACCACCAAUCUUGGAGAUGGCAUAACCUUCUUCCUUGCCGCACCAGGCUUUCCCCUUCCUGAUCCUAGAGAUGGAGCCGGAAUUGGCCUCGUGAGUCGUCUGCAAUUGAAAGAUCCAAAUUACAGAAAGCAGCAUCCUUUUGUGGCUGUGGAGUUUGACACCUUCCCAAAUCCUGAUUUGGAUCCUCCUUAUGAUCAUGUGGGGAUUGAUAUUAAUUCUCUGAACCGAACUUACACUAAAAAGUGGUUCACUGUCAAGGAUGGAAGAAAAUAUGAUGCCGUGAUUAAGUACGAUUCAGGUUCUUUCAAUUUGAGUGUUAGUUUUAUUGGAUAUGAGAACGGCUCCAGAAUUGAACAGAAUUUCUUUCAUAUUGUCAAUUUGGCUUUUGUUCUUCCAGAGUGGGUUGAGUUUGGAUUCUCUUCUGGAACAGGUUAUUUCCGUGAUGAGAUCCAUACUCUUUGCUCUUGGUCCUUCAGUACAUGUUUAGACAUGGAAGAUCAGAACAAUCAGAGCAAGAUAGGACUUAUAAAAGCAUUGAGCAUAGGAGGAGGUGUUUUAAUUUGUGGAAUGGGGUUAUUUUUCUUUAUGAUUUGGAGAAGACGAAGAGGAAGAAGAAUUGGUGCUUUUGGCUUUGAGCUAAUAAGCAUGGAAGAUGAGUUUCAGAGAAUGAUAGGGCCGAAUAAGUUUCCAUAUAAUCAGCUUGUCAAAGCAACAGACAACUUUACACAAGAGAAUAAGCUUGGAGAGGGAGGAUUUGGUGGGGUUUACAAAGGGUUCAUAGAAGAAUUGAAUAGCUAUGCUGCUAUUAAAAGGAUAUCACAAGGAUCUAAGCAAGGGGUGAAGGAGUAUGCAUCAGAGGUCAAGAUCAUCAGCCAACUGAGGCAUAAGAAUCUGGUUCGACUGAUCGGUUGGUGCCAUGAGCACAAUGACUUAAUGCUGGUUUACGAGUUCAUGCAAAACGGAAGCUUAGAUUCUCAUCUCUUCAAAGGCAAAAGUCUCUUGACAUGGGAACAAAGAUACAACAUAGCUCAAGGCCUGGCCUUAGCAUUAUAUUACCUCCAUGAAGAGUGUGAACAAUGUGUGGUUCAUAGGGACAUAAAAGCAAGCAAUGUUAUGUUAGAUCCAAAAUUCAACGCAAAACUCGGAGAUUUUGGGUUGGCUAGACUGGUGGACCAUGCAAAAGGGUAUAAAACAACAGAUCUAGCAGGAACCUUCGGAUAUAUGGCUCCCGAAUACAUCUCCAAAGGAAAGGCCAGUAGAGAGACUGAUGUGUAUGGUUUUGGAGUCGUCGCUUUGGAAAUUGCUUGCGGGAGAAAAGCAAUCCAAUUUAGUGCCAAUGAAGAACGGGUUUUACUUGUGGACUGGGUUUGGGAACUCCAUAGCGGAGAAAGUGUUCUUGAAGCAGCUGAUCAGAGAUUGUGUGGAGACUUCAGUGAGCAGGAAAUGCAGAGGUUGAUGAUGGUGGGAUUAUGGUGUGCUCAUCCGGAUCAUAUUCAAAGGCCUCCUAUGAGACAAGUAGUUCAGGUGCUUAAUUUUGAAGCUGCUUUACCCAAUCUGCCAUCCCAGAAGCCUGCUCUUCCAAAUGAUUCUGUUGGAAUCAGUGACUUUAUAUUUUCAAACUCUUCAUCAAGUGCUAGUGCUUCGAGGAUCAAUCGUACCUUACCUUUAAGUGAUGGCUUUUUCACUGACUCAUCACAAUCAAGCAUUUCUCCAGCAGACCCCAUUCUGCACACACACUAA